This is a messenger RNA of Owenia fusiformis, 2766 nucleotides long. The record is from the annotation of a GenBank genome assembly. NCBI's taxonomy places the organism in Eukaryota, Metazoa, Annelida, Polychaeta, Sabellida, Oweniidae.
GACAUUGUUAACACGGAUAUACAACAAACAUUUUAAUGUCACAAAACUAGUUGAUAUCGAGAGAACAGCAAACCGUCACCCUAUGUUAUACUUUGACAAUCAUGCCAUCUCUGGAUUUAAACAUAAAGCAGAGACAACACAUGAACAUAUUGCCAAAGACCUACAGAAAGCUAGAUAUGACAUCCUCAAAUGGAAAGAAAGAACCAUGCCUCCUGGGAAAUACUCUAAAUUCGCCGGAUCCUGGAAUGAGAUUUAUGGGAAUGUUUUGCCUCCUUUGGCCAUGUAUCUUUUAAUCUAUCCAGAUGAUGACAAGGCCUUCACAUUCAUCCAGGACUCAAUGGACCAACUGACCAAAUACCCUGAUUGGUUGGUACAGGCUAUGUCUGCGGAUGAGGUCCCGAUAUCGCACUCUCUUAUUGGCUAUGCUACAGUAUUUGAUUUUCUUUAUGACAGAUUCGAUGCCCAGCGUCAGCAAAUGUAUUUAAAUAAGAUCAUCAAUACGACAAGAGAUAUGUAUCAGAAAUCACAUCGACGCUUUUGGGGCAAGUCUUACAUUCAGAAUCAUGUAGCAUCCAACAUGGUUGGCCUCCUAACUGGGGCUAUAAUCGCAUCAGUACAUACACAAGAAGCUAAUCAAUGGAUAAAGGAAACAUUGACACUCCUUGAGGGCAACAUGUACUUACUGGAUUUGAUAAGAGAUGGCUCUCUCAAUGAAGGAGUAUCAUACGGGGCAUACACAACUCGGACAUUGACCCAAUACCUGUUCUUGGUGAAGAGACAUUUUGAUAUUGACCAUAGCAAUAAUUCAUGGCUCAGAGAACACUUCUGGUUUUACUUCUCAACCUUAUUACCUGGAUUCAAAGAAAAUGUAGCUAUAGCAGACUGUAAUAUAAACUGGUGGUAUGGGCCAGAGAGUCAAUUGACAUAUCUAGAUAGUUUUGUGUUGAGAAAUGGCUGGGGUAAUUGGUUGGCAGGAAAAAUCCGGGCAGCGAGGAAACAUGGUGUAUCACCUGGAGUCAAUCAGCGCUGGACUACCCACCAUACGGAAUUUCUAUGGUAUGAUCCAUCCAUAAAUGCCACCCCUCCCAUCAAAAAUGACAUCCCCUCUCUUCGCAUAUUCCCAGAUUGGGGGGUGGUCACUUAUGGAGGGGGACAGGACCUCAAAGAUGGAGCAACAUUUCUUUCAUUCAAAUCCAGUAAGCUUCAUGGUAGAGUCGUUUCAGCCCUUGUUGAAAAACAACAUAAAGGUUUAUCCUGGGCUAAUUUCAACCCAGGGCACGAACACCCAGACCAGAACUCAUUUGUGUUUGCCCCUAAUGGAAAACUACUUGUCACUGAUGGAUUGUACUCUAUGAAGUGGACCUAUACAAAUAAUGUGAUGAUGUUCAGUCCAUCAACAGCCAGCAAAUGUAGCAAGCCAUGGGCAGGUCAGAUUCAGGACUGUGCUAAAUGGUUGGAAUAUCGACCAGUCAAAGGAGUGACAGAAUGGAUGGAUGCUAAAAUAGUAUUUGUGAGCCAAAUGCAGGGUAUGCUGUACAUCGUAGGAGAGGCUGCAAAAGCAUACCCUAAAUCUCUAAAGCUCAAAUCUGUUGCUAGGCAUCUGUUGUUACUAAACAGUCAGCUUCUUCUGAUAUCCGAUCGUGUAGAAGUUGCCACUGACAGCUCUUUGACCCAUUGGAGUACAUACUUCAAUAACUAUCAAAAUAAAUUCCAACCAUUCAAUGACUUUAGUCACAAAGGAGCCAAAAUGGUCAUCGAUGAUGAAGAGUAUCGAAUCAUUGUUAAAGUGGCAGAUUCAGAGAACCAACCAGAUGUGAACAUAACUGAAGUAGUGACCUCUCAAGGAGUUAACAUAAAAAGGUCAUUGAGCAACCUCAACAUAUCGAGCAAUCUCCAGGGCAGGACAACAGAUGUCUUCUACAUACUCCAUUCUCCAAGCAUCACUUUAAAAGAUGUCCAAAUAAUGCCACACUCAGAUUCAAAAACUGAGAUUAAACUUAAGGUAAAUGAUGACAAUACCCUGAUAUCAAUAUCACAUGGCACUGAUGGCUCAAAUCGUGGAUGCGUCGUGCAUUUACAUGAUCCAGCUGAUAAAGUGGUGUUUACCAACCAAUAUGACCCAUCAUUUGAUUUAGAUAAGAUCCUUCAGCAGAAUACACCUCCUGAACAUACAAAUGCAGCAAAUGACGAGAAGUUGCAAAGGCACAUAAGAGAUAUGCUUGAAAAAAAGACUGAAAUGAGCAGUGAUAUAGUGACAAGAAAAAGUGAAAAGAUUGACCCUACAUUAACUGAAAACCUUACACCAUAUGAAAACACUGAAUGGAACCAUGUUUAUAACUUAAGUAGAGCAGUUGAGGAUAUGCAAAAUUUAAGCAAAACAACCUCCAAGCAAACUGUUCAGUUAUUUAUAAUACUAAAUGGUUUCGUUGCUGCGUUCGGGAUCUAUUUCCUUUAUAAGAACAUUCGAUUGUUACGUCUAAAGAGAUAUUUUAUAUUCUAGUUCUGUUUUUAAAACAUAUUGUAUUGUAAACAUAGUAAAAUUAAAAGCAAUGUCAUUUUUCUGUUUAAUUUUCAAAAUUGAAUUUCAAGAAAACCUAUGUUCAGUAUUUGAGAGGUCUUUCCAGCUUAUAUUUAAAUGACAACUCAAUAAUUUAAUAAAUUUAUUACCAUUUUAGUGUACCAUUGUAGGACAAUUAAAUAUUGAUAUAGCUCUCCAUUCUUUAAGUUAUGCAAAUAGUUUAUUAUAUAACUUUCUCUUCCAUUUUU